AUGGCUACGGCUAUUUCGCCAUUUGCAUCUACGAAAGAAACUACCAACUAUGCAAGGCUAUGCCGCCUCCUGGUGGAUGUUGGAUCUCAGGUGCUUCGGUCCACUUUUGACAAAAUACAUCCUCCAGCGACUCUACAUACAGUUUUGGGAAGUACCUCAGUGCAUUACGCCACAUUACACUCACUUUACAGAGGGAGGAAGAAAGUGCUGAAUCCCACGCAAUGGGGAAAUUUGUACCCCACUCACGCACCCGUGUCUUCUGCAGCCUUCGAUAUCACACUUCUAACGGUGCUUCUUAGAAAUAUCUGUGGUUUGGGCCCUCCUGCCAAUGGAUGGGAUCGUCUUCCCCUAGCUGCAAACAUAGGCAUCGCAGAUGACAUCGCCAGAGUUAAAUAUUACAGGAACACUGUAUACGGCCAUGCUUCUCAAGCCUCUGUGGAUGACAGAAGUUUCAGUGCUUACUGGCAGGAGAUACGAGAAGCUUUGGUGAGACUGGGAGGAGCUCAUUUUAGAGCUGAAAUCGAUAAUCUUGAGCACGACUGCAUGGAUCCAGAUAUCGAGGAGCAUUAUCGUGAACUGAUGAAACAAUGGAAAAAAGACGACGACAGCAUCAAAGACAAGCUUGAAGAAAUUGAAGGUACGAAAAACAUUGUCCAAUGCCAAUGUGAAUGAAUCAGAAGGCUUCAAAAGUAGAUAUUCUAGUUAACACGGCGGUGUAGGCUAGCUCAUUAUGUUUUCAUUUUGGUCGGAACUACUCUCAUAUUUGAAAGGUUACUAGCGUUAUGUGUGGAAAAUGAUGAAAUUACCCAAAUGUUGACAUUUGGCUGCUCGUGUACAACUUCUGGAGUGCAUUUUUGUGAUUUCUGGGCGUCUAAUUAAGUUUUGUCUAUUCUGAAUAGACUAGAUAUUGAUAUACGAAUCAUUGUUUUACCCGCACCUAAACGUGAGGCUGUGAUAUAAAUAUGCUCAUGAAACUGCGCAUACCUUUCGAAAUUUUCAGGUUUGCUGGAAAACAUGAGAAGCAUUAUGGAGAGAAACUUCAGAGGCACAACUGACAAGAUAGAGAUUGGAUUCAAAGAGGUGAAAGAAAAACUUAGUAGUCUGACGGCCUCAGUUGAAAAUCGCACACAAGAAGGUUAGUUGGUAGUAAGAGAUAUCACAGAAAAAAAUUAUUAAGAGCGACACAGCUCUUGUGCAUGGCGACAGUAAUAGCUGGAUGUCGGCCAACACAGCAUAUUUUAGUACUUUAGUGAUCUAAGAGCAUACCCUGGCCACCCCUCUCACUGGCCAUACAUGGAUAUACUAUGUAAUGUGUGGGAUGCUACGGAAAGUGAGAUAUUCUGCCCUGGCUAUCUCUCGGAUUUGAUGGUGUUUUGGCAGCACUCAUACAUAUGUAUGAUCGUGGGCGAGAUAGGUUAUCGUCUUUUUUUUCGUAUUACCUUUCUCAUUAUGAUCCUAACUUUCUAAUAGGGUUAGAUGUGACCCGCAUACUUCUCAAAAAAUAACAAAAUCCGUCCUCCCGUCAUAUUGUGGAGUAUUCAAUUCUACAUGGGAAAAUAUCCCUAUAAGCCGUAUCAAGAAAAGUGGCUUAACAUUGUUAAGAUCCUAAAUGGCCAUGUUUUAACAAUGGCGCAACAGCUUCGUUACACAUUGGGGAUUUGUCGAAGUUUCCGAUUAGCAUACGAGCGGGAAAUUUAAACGCCCGGAAAGACUAGAGGAAAAACAAUUUCUCCCUGGAGAGGGUGAUACUGGUAGGAUUCGUUCGGUUCAAAUAACGAUGAUGCGGGUAGGGGCGGCGGUUGCAUAAAGGUGAACAAUAUUAAAGCAUAGAAGGCGGUUGCUUACAGCUAUGAUAUCGCCACUGUUUGCUUUUAUCUUGCUUUAGACUGGCCAAAGAUAUAUCUAACUAUUUAUCCAGAGACGCACUAUGCUAGGCACUGACGAUGAGAGCAUGCAUUCAGUCAAGGAAGCGAGGCGUUCGCCACGCAGUCAUAAACUACGAGCUGUCCCUCUCUACUCUUUCCGGUCAUGAUUUUCCAAGCAGGCAGCGAAAAGAACUUUUGAGAGGAGAGAAUAGCAGCGAGAAAGUUGGAGGGGGAAACAUCCACUUUCUCGCUCGACGAACUAUCGAAUCACGACUUCGCUGCUCUCAGAUUUAUUUUUCAUUAUAUGAGAGCAGUUCAAAUCUCGCGCGCGCUACGCAAGUCAGACUUGAUUCUUUGUGUGCAUAGUAAGUAAUGGUAAUAGGACUGAGUGGAGUCCAAUUUGGUCUGUAACCAUACGAGUAAUAACAAAAUCGGACGACCGCGCAGCGGAAGUCCGAUUUGUUUAUCGCGAGUAUGAUAGUCAAACUGUCCGGUAAAAAAUUUUGCGAUUUGGCAAAAAAAAGUACGCAGAGAGAGGUUGAAAAUACAUCAACAACGUCAAAAGUACGCGAAUCUUUGAAAAUCGCAAAAAGUUUAAUUUUGAAACUCCCGCGAAAAUAGGAAACCAUUAGGUACGAGCAGUCAUUCGUGCGACAAGAACACUGGAGAGCGGAACUGCGUGAAAAUCUUGAGGUGGCCACUUUCCGACCACCAUUGGUUUUUACUUUUUUCGCUCGACGGACGAUUGAAUUGCGUCUUGAGUAAAAUGAGUUAGAAUAGGAUGCAUGUGGUUAUUUUACAUUUCCUGAGGAAAAGACUGUGGGCAAAACCUCCCACUUCAUCGCAGGCGAGCCUCCGGUUUUCUGCAGCAUUUUAGACGAAACCUCGUGACAAAGCAAGCAGAAAGGCGUUGUUUGGUUUUCAUUUAUUAGUUCGUAGUCUCGCUCUAUCCCGAAAAAGCCUUGCUCAGAGUACGGCUCUGAUAUGAAUAUUUAUCUCUCGAGUAAUUUAUUUUACGAUAGAGUUUCGCUGUCAGACACCACUCAAGCCGAACAAACAGAGUAGGUUCAACUGAAUUCAUGAUCUAAAUGGCUUUUAAUCAGUAAUCUUGAAUCAUACACUAAAACCUUUUUGCAUCGUCCAAGUAAUUUCUUUGGCAACGGUAUCGUACUCAUUCGCAUAUUUAAAUUCAGUGCCGAAUACCAGAGAGGGACCACAAUUUUCAACGCUGCAUUCAUUAGAUUUCUUACUUCUUUUGCUACUGCUAGGUGUUUUUGAUCCAACUGAGCUUAUCAAUGGAAUUCGCCAGCUGUACAAGACUCGCGAGGGAUGGCUCUCACCAUUUCCAUGGUGUGACGAGUUUCAGUUUUUUCUUGGCAAUAUUUUUACAAGGCUCAAAGUGGUCAGAAGAAAGAAAACGAGAGGAGAAAUCACUGACGUAUUUGUUGACAUGUCGUCAAUACUAGACCCGUACGAAGAGUGUUCAGCGCCGAGAACAGUGUUGAUUGAAGGAGAACCUGGUAUGGGAAAAACCACCUAUUGUAAAAAGUACGCCUACGACUGGGCCACCAAUAAGCAAGAACCUCAGGGCUGCGGCUCAACAGCAUUUAAAGUGGUAUUGUUACUGAAAUGUCGAGAUAUCCAUUCUGACGUUUGGGAAGCUAUUGAUGAUCAGCUUCUGCCCCGAGACAUCGAUGAAGAAGUCAAACAACAAUUCUUUCGUUUUAUUCGUGAAAAUCAGUCCAGCAUUUUAUUGAUAUUGGAUGGAUUGGAUGAGUUACCGUCCAGUAAAUUGUCGAUGUUUUCCGAAUUAAUUGAAGGAAGAGUACUCCCCAAAUGCCACAUAGUUGCAACAGCAAGACACGAAGCUGGAAAAGAGGUGAGAAAAUGUUGUGACGCGCUGCUUCAGAUCGAAGGAUUUACUGAAGAGCAUGUGAAAGGAUUUGUCACCAAGUACUUUAAAGAAAGGACGGAUUUAGUUAUCAAGCUCUCGCAACGGAUGUCGCGAGAUAAAAACCUGAGAGAAAUAGCGGCCAAUCCUCUAAACACAGCACUUCUUUGCCUUUUAUGCGAAGAGUUUGAGGGCACACUCCCCGAAAGCAGAGCUCAACUGUACUUGGAUAUGGUUGAAUGUGUUUUGAGAAGAUAUAAAAAAGGAAGGGACUACUAG
Messenger RNA from Pocillopora meandrina, 4035 nucleotides. The record is from the annotation of a GenBank genome assembly. NCBI's taxonomy places the organism in Eukaryota, Metazoa, Cnidaria, Anthozoa, Scleractinia, Pocilloporidae.